UCAGCUGGCUAGGCAUUACCGCCUGGAGAAGGUCGAGUUCGCAGCUUGAGGUCUGGCGUGCUCCAGAGACGUGCUCAGCCUUCGUGCCCAGCAGUCCCGUGCCAGGACAGCGCCCAGCAUUGCAUCCAGUUUCUUCAGAGAACAAAUUGAACCUUCAGUUUUCCCUCUGAGAAAGUCUUAUGAUUACACACUAACUCAGUAAUGGUUUAUUGUGCACCAACUGUAUUCUCAAUUCCAGGACUUCUAACACCAUAAGCAUUGAAAAGACACUUUAAUUUAAAGGCAUAAUCUUGUUUCUGAAUUCUAUUACUUCAUUCUGAAUCACCAUCUGAGUCUCAUUUAGGGAGUGAAUACCUGCUCCCAGCAUUACCUCUGGAAGAGGAUCUGGUUUAGGGCCCUGCCUUUGUUGAGAGAAUAGUUUCCACAGGAACUAAAAUGGACCUUGGCGGUCAUCACAAGGACAACUUUGUACAACUUUGUAAUCCAAAUGUGGCAACAUUGAAAGAAGAUGUUCUCUACCAUUUUGGUCUCAGUACUGGUACCCAUGACCUCUCAGCAAUGUUUGGAGAUGUGAAGUUUGUGUGUGUUGGGGGAACCCCCUCCCGGAUGCAAAGCUUCAUCAGAUACUUGGCAUCGGAGCUGGGCUUUGACCAACCAGGUGCAGACUACCCCAACAUCUGUGAGGGGACUGACCGCUAUUCCAUGUUUAAAGCAGGACCAGUGCUGUCUGUCAGUCAUGGAAUGGGAAUUCCUUCCAUCGCCAUCAUGUUGCAUGAGCUCAUCAAGCUGCUGUACCAUGCUAGGUGCUCUGGAGUCACCAUCAUCCGUAUUGGCACCUCUGGAGGGAUAGGUCUAGACCCUGGCUCUGUGGUCAUCACUCAGCAGGCUGUGGAUGCCUGCUUCAAGCCAGAGUUUGAACAGAUAGUCCUGGGGAAACGGAUAGUUCGGAGCACCAGCUUAGAUGAGCAGCUUGUGAGGGAGCUAGUUGAGUGCUCUGCCUUUCUUAAUGAAUUCCCCGUCAUUGUGGGGAACACCAUGUGCACGCUGGACUUCUAUGAAGGGCAAGGUCGUCUGGAUGGUGCUCUCUGCUGCUACACAGAGAAGGACAAACAGGAGUAUUUGCAGGCAGCCUAUAGCGCUGGGGUCAGAAACAUUGAGAUGGAAUCCUCAGUCUUUGCUGCGAUGUGCAGAGCAUGUGGCCUCCGAGCGGCUGUGGUAUGUGUCACCCUCCUGGAUCGCCUCAAAGGGGACCAGAUCAGCAGCCCUCAUGAGAUAUUGCUUGAGUAUCAGCAGCGGCCUCAGCGUCUGGUGGGCUACUUCAUCAAGAAAAGUCUUGGCAUGCCCUAAAGCCUCCCAUCUGGAAAAGAGGAGUUGACUGGAAUAAAACUAUCGUCAAAGCCCCAUUUUAUGUUUGUUUUAUAAGAAAUUAGGGUAUAGGAUUGUUUUUGUUGGAGCCAAAUUAUGCUUCCUUAAUUUCCAAGGACAUUUCUAUUUGUUCAACCUCAUUGGAGACUUUUUCAACUAUACUUAGCCCUGCUUGGGUUCUAUUUAAAAUAUAUUUAUGAAUUUGGAAUAUUUAUACAUGUAUUUAACAUGGGAAGUUAACCUUUAUAGGAGAUUCCAUUAAUGAUAUUUAUCUGCUCCCAAAUCCUGAAACCAUGGAAAGGAAAUUCAGUCUGGCCUGCAGCAACCCCUGCUGUUCAUGAGAGGGAAAAACAUACUUCUUCCCUGUACUUCUGCCUUCAUCUGUCAGCAGUAGUCAUUUCCUGACCCGCGACAGGUGGAAUAUCAGUCCAGAUGAUGGCAUCCAUAGAGGGUCAGACCAAGGAUGGCAUGCAGUAAAUCCUAGUUAAACGGAUGAGAUAAAAAUAAAAAUUUUAUUUCUGCUAUGAGAAUUGACACACAGAUUGAGUUAGUUUGUUUUGUUUAUUUUUGUACUACACUAGGAGGUGCUCAGGGAUUACUCCUAGGGCUACACUCAGUGAUCACCCCUGGAAGUUCUUGGGUCAUGGGGUUCCGGACUCGAACAUGGAUAGGCUUGUGUAAAGCAGACACCCUAACAGCUAUACUAUCUCUCUGGCCCCCCACAGACUUAGUUUUCUACCCUAGCUAUCUCCAGUGCUGACAUUGCCAACAUCCCCCAAAACAUGUUACCUGGAUUCUUCAAUAUUCUCCAAAGACUUGUUCCUUUCCCUCAUCCUACAUUCCACCUGGUCCCAUGACAUGACCACUAGUUCAGGUAGGCAUCAUGGACUGCUUCCCCUGAAUUUUACUCCAUGAAUUCCUUUACCUUGGCUGUGACAAUAAUCUCUCUGAGCAGGAUCAAAAUGACAUAGAAUUCCAGAGCUUUCAGUAAGUGAGAAAGAGUGAGAGAGAGAGAGAGUUAGAAACAUAAUUGGUUCUAUUCUGCAGAAAUUGGACAUGCCAAAUUUUGAGAAAAGAUUUCAUUCAUGGUAAAACUGAGCCUUUAAUGAAAAAAUAAAUAAAACCUGCUACAAAAUAUUAUGCAUCAGGAAUAAUUUAAAAAAUGUGAGCUAUUAAUAAUGAUUUGUGUUUUUCAAGCAUUCACUAUGUAUUAGCACCUAAUUUAAAAUGUAAUGGGUUCUUCUGCCUAAAUCUCACCACAAUACCAGGUGAGAAUUAUGAGGUAUAGGAUGCCUGAAGGAUUGAUUCAGGAAAUGAAUGAUGGCAUAAGCUGGGACAAAGUGGCCUGUGCUUUGCAUAAGAGUGUAUGUCUACACCCAUCGUGCACAGUUGCCUAUCUAUGCACACAGGCAGAAAGAUAGAGGUUUGUUUAGUAGGCUAGGAGUAAUAUUCAGCUUAUCAGAUGGUCCGAAAGGGAAAUUUUGGUAGGAAGUCCAGUGUGUGUGGGUGUUUCUGACACAGUCACUCUUCAUGGGGAACAGGCCCUCAUUCUAUGUAUUCUAAAGAUAGAGGCUUGUUAAAAAAGGGUAUGGAAAAUACCAACUGAUAGCAAACAUUGGAGACUGGGGUAUAGACCUGAUAUUUCUAGGAGUAAGUGGUGAGGGGAAUGAAUAGGAUGCCAGGAAGUAAUAUGGGGAAAAAGCAGAAGACUACAAGCAUCUAGGAUGGGCUAAAAGAGGUAAUGCUUUAUACACAAACCAUAGCUUUUAUUAAAUAAUGGGGAAAGGUAGCAAGGGCAACCAGCAUGGCUGGGGAGGAGGGUCAUGGGCACUUCAGUGGUGGGGGGUGAGCAGGAUCUUUGUGCAUCAACACCAGAAAGUUAACCAUUAUUGUAACCUUGUC
Molecule: messenger RNA, 3267 nt
Organism: Sorex fumeus (smoky shrew)
Lineage: Eukaryota; Metazoa; Chordata; Mammalia; Eulipotyphla; Soricidae
Gene: UPP1
Product: uridine phosphorylase 1
Exons: 10
Coding region: 436-1347 (303 amino acids)
Biological process (GO): uridine catabolic process; nucleotide catabolic process
Cellular component (GO): cytoplasm; cytosol
Molecular function (GO): uridine phosphorylase activity
Source: RefSeq, a predicted model, not a curated record